This is a messenger RNA of Lottia gigantea (owl limpet), 3360 nucleotides long. RefSeq lists its product as hypothetical. Gene Ontology annotation, molecular function: glutamate synthase (NADH) activity. Bases 1 to 3360 code for a protein of 1119 amino acids. The record is from RefSeq and is a predicted model, not a curated record. NCBI's taxonomy places the organism in Eukaryota, Metazoa, Mollusca, Gastropoda, Lottiidae. Gene Ontology annotation, biological process: ammonia assimilation cycle. The transcript has 25 exons.
AUGCCCUGUGUACCAGGAAAGUGUUAUGGACAGCCAGGACCGGUGGGUCUGUAUGACCCUACAUAUGAAAGUGAUGCCUGUGGGGUAGGAUAUGUGGUCAAUAUUGACGGAAUUCCAUCACAUAGGGUAUUAAGAGAUGCUCAGACAAUGUUGAUACGCAUGGAACAUCGUGGAGCAUGUGGUUGUGAUAAUAACAGUGGUGAUGGAGCUGGUGUACUGACUGCUAUACCUCAUAAGAUGUAUAAAAACAAGAUGAAGAGUGAAGGAGUAGAACUACCUGAUCCGGGUCUGUAUGCUACUGGUAUUAUUUUUACCAAUCCUGAAGAUCUUGAGAAGGCUCAACAACUUUUUACUGAUUUUGGGAAGAAAGUUGGUGUAGAGGUUAUCACCUGGAGAAAUGUGCCAGUUUGUAAUGAAAAGAUUGGAUCUGUGGCUAAAACAUCAGAACCAGCCAUAAGACAGGUAUUUGUCAAAGGUUCCAAGGAUGGUGAGGAAUUCAAAAGACAGGUUUAUAUGUUGAGAAAAUAUUCCUGUCACCAUAUACCUAAAGAAACUUCCAGAUUUUAUGUUUGUAGUUUGAGUACAGAGACCAUUGUCUACAAGGGAUUGUUGACUACAAGCCAGCUAUGGGAAUACUUCUCUGAUUUACAUGAUCCUGAAUUUGAGACUCAUAUUGCUUUGAUCCACAGUCGUUUUUCUACCAAUACAUUUCCCUCCUGGGAGAGAGCUCAUCCUCAAAGAGUUCUAGCCCAUAAUGGUGAGAUUAACACUCUACGAGGAAACUGUAACUUGAUGAAAGCUAGAGAGGGAGUCAUGAAAAAUGAUGUAUUUAAAGAUAAACUCAGCAUGUUGUAUCCAGUAGUUGAAGAGGGUAUGUCAGAUUCUGGCUGUGUGGACAAUGUAUUAGAGUUUCUCUGUAUGACUGGUGGUCGAAGUCUACCUGAGGCUGUGAUGACAAUGGUUCCUGAAGCUUGGCAGAAUGAUAAAUAUAUGCCUGCUGAGAAGGAAGCAUUCUACAGAUGGAGUGCUUUUGGUAUGGAACCAUGGGAUGGACCAGCAUUGUUAACAUUCACUGAUGGUAGAUAUAUUGGAGCUAUAUUAGAUAGGAAUGGUUUAAGACCAUCCAGAUAUUAUGUAACUAAAGAUAAUUUUAUGUACAUGUCUAGUGAAGUAGGUGUCACUGAUAGAAAACCAGAAGAAGUCAUCCAAAAGGGUCGCUUGAAACCUGGUAGAAUGUUAUUGGUUGAUACUAAAUUAAAAACCUUCUUGCCUGAUGAACAGUUGAAGAAAGAAAUAGCUAAUUUAAGACCUGUUGGUAAAUGGCUCUCUGAGACAAUAUCCAUGGCUGAAUUACGAGGUGCCCAUGAUCCUAAAUUAACCCUGAAACAUGAGAUCAAGUAUCAAGAUUUUGGUCAUGGUGGUUGUGUAGAAGAAGAUCCUAGGCUACCUUUGUUUGGAUAUACUAUUGAAGCUCUCAAUCUUCUAGUUCUUCCUAUGAUAAGAGACAAAAAAGAAGCUUUAGGAUCUAUGGGUAAUGAUGCACCACUAGCUUGUCUAUCACAGUUUAAUCCACUAGUAUUUGACUAUUUUAAACAAUUAUUUGCUCAAGUUACCAAUCCACCAAUUGAUCCCUUCCGAGAGAAAAUUGUCAUGUCUUUGGCCUGUCCGGUUGGUCCAGAACAUAAUAUAUUAGAACCAAGUGCUGAACAGUGUCGUAGAUUAUGGUUAGAACAACCAAUAUUGUCAUUAUGGGAUAUGGAAGUCUUAAAACAUACAACUCAUAAAGGCUGGAAGACUAAAGUAUUGGAUAUGACAUACCCGACUAAAGAUGGACAAGCAGGACUAUUACCAGCUUUAAAACAACUCUGCCAACAAGCAGCUGAUGCAGCUGAAGACAAUAAGCUGAUUAUAUUAUCUGAUAGAAAUGCUGGACCAGACAAUAUUCCAAUCAGUUCUCUGUUGGCUGUUGGAGCAGUACAUCACUAUUUGAUCAAUGAAAAACUGAGAAUGAAAGUUGGUUUGGUUGUUGAAACUGGAGAGGCAAGAGAGGUUCAUCACUUCUGCACCUUGCUGGGUUAUGGUGUGGAUGCUAUAUGUCCAUAUUUGGUAUUUGAGACAAUCAAGCAUCUGCGUGAACAGAAACUAUUAGAUCCACCACUAGCAGAUGAAGAAAUCUAUAUGAAUUAUCGCGCAGCAUGUGCUAGAGGAAUAUCUAAAGUUAUGGCUAAGAUGGGAAUCUCCACUCUCCACAGUUAUAAGGGAGCCCAGAUAUUUGAAGCUUUAGGUUUAUCUCAAGAAGUUAUAGAGCUAUGUUUUGAAGGUACAGCUUCUAGAAUUGGUGGAGUUGAUUUUAAAGUUCUCUCUCAAGAGGCCAUCAAUCGUCAUGACGUAGCCUAUUGUGAACGUAAGGGAGAUAAUAUAUUAGUCAUGAAUCCAGGACAAUAUCAUUGGAGAGAUGGUGGUGAAAAACAUAUCAAUGAUCCUAUGUCUAUAGCUAACUUACAGGAAGCAGCUAAAACCAAUUCUAAGGAUGCCUAUGGACGAUUUAGUGAAUCAGCUUGGGAGAGCACUAAGAAAUGCUCAUUACGUGGUCAGCUGGAGUUUAUAGAUGCAGAUAAAGCUAUUGAUAUCUCAGAAGUUGAAGAUGCUAAAUUUAUUGUUAGAAGAUUCUGUACAGGAGCCAUGAGUUUUGGAAGUAUAUCUUAUGAAGCUCAUUCAACAUUAGCUAUUGCUAUGAACCGAGCUGGUGGUAAAUCUAAUACUGGUGAAGGUGGUGAGGAUUCAGAACGUUAUCUUAAUGAAGAUCCCCAAUUCAAUGCUCGCUCUAAAAUCAAGCAGGUUGCCUCAGGAAGAUUUGGUGUGACCAGUUCCUAUCUAACACAUGCUGAUGAAUUACAAAUUAAAAUGGCCCAAGGUGCUAAACCAGGAGAAGGAGGUGAACUACCAGGUUAUAAGGUAACAAAAGGUAUAGCUAAGACAAGACAUUCAAUUCCUGGUGUAGGUUUAAUCAGUCCACCUCCUCAUCAUGAUAUUUACUCCAUAGAAGACCUGGCUGAGUUAAUCUAUGAUCUAAAAGCUGCUAACCCUGAAGCUAGAAUCAGUGUUAAACUGGUAUCAGAGAUGGGUGUUGGUAUUGUAGCCUCUGGUGUAGCUAAGGGUAAAGCAGAACAUAUCACAAUUUCUGGACAUGAUGGAGGAACUGGUGCCAGUAGUUGGACUGGUAUUAAAAAUGCUGGGUUACCAUGGGAACUUGGUAUCUCAGAGACACAUCAAACUUUGGUCUUAAAUAACUUACGAUCGAGAGUUGUCUUACAAGCUGAUGGCCAGAUUAGAUCAGGUAGGUCAACUAUCCUGUUUUGA